This is a messenger RNA of Hyalella azteca, 3236 nucleotides long. RefSeq names its product coiled-coil domain-containing protein 102A. The transcript is spliced from 6 exons. The record is from RefSeq and is a predicted model, not a curated record. NCBI's taxonomy places the organism in Eukaryota, Metazoa, Arthropoda, Malacostraca, Amphipoda, Hyalellidae. The coding region runs from base 234 to 2429 and encodes 731 amino acids.
UUUGCAUACUCUUUUUCAUUGUUUAUAAAGUCAUUCUAGUAUUCUAGGUGAUAAAUAUCAUUAUUAUUAUUUGAACAUAUUAUAUAUAUAUUACGUAAUCAUUAAUGUCAUGGUGUCACUAUCAGCUAACAUAGAACCACUAAUGAUGAUCUUCAGACUGCAUCAUCAUCAAUAUGUUGGCAAAUGCAACGCAAUGCUGAAGCCUUGAUAAUAUUUCAAGUGGUACUACAAACAUGAGUGGCAGAAGGCAAGGAGGGCUCCCUUCCACUCCAGCUCCUUCAGCUACUCACACCCCUACUCCCAGCCAUGAGAUCAACAUUCCACCUUACUUGUGGCUGGACAAACAGGAGGUGGUGCAGAGGGAGCUGGAGGAGGCCAGGGCCAGGGCAGUUCAGAUGGAGAAGACCAUGCGCUGGUGGAGUGACUGCACUGCCAACUGGCGUGAGAAGUGGAGUAAGGUUCGCAGUGAGCGAAACAGAGCUCGGGAGGAGGUGCGACUCCUGAGGAUGCGGCUUGAAGGCAACCUCAUGGCUAAGGGUCUCGCCGACGAGUCUCCUGAACGCGACGUGUCGUCGGUAGCCGCGUCUCAGCUGCGCCGGCAGCAGCAGCGUGAGUACUACCAACAGGAGCACAAGACUGAAGGUGAACCAGAAUCCGGUCAGCUCGUUGAGAAGCUUGCGUACGGCCUCACCAGCAGCAGAGCUGACCUCAGCAACCAGUGCAGCGUCGUCCAGCAACGGCGCAUGUCAAAUGAGCAGCAGCAGCAGCAAGAAGAAGAUGAGGAUAACGCAAACAUGGAGAGCAGCUCUGGGGAUGACGAGUCGCGGGCACAUGUCAUGGCAGAAGGCAAUAAUCCCAUGACUUCUAAUGAGAGGCGUCGUCACUCUCUCAACUUAACUCCUCCUCCUCCCCCCACGACACCACACCUAGUGGAAGGUAACACAUCAAAUACUGACGUGAGCCACGUCUCGUCGGCUGCAGCGUCAGUUUCGUUGCUCGAAGAGUUGUUUGGUUACGGGGUGGGCUUGGAGGGCCUGAGCUUGUCUCCUGAAGAGGGCAGUGCGGCGGUGGCCAUGGCCGCGGCCAUCAACUCGCGCCAGACGCCGAGCGAGCAAGUGAAGCAACUCAUCGCUCAACAUUUCCUUAGCAAAGCCUGGACUAGUCCUGCCUCGUGCAUGGGGGCCAACGAAGAUUCUUCCCUCCAGAGCGAAGGCCAAAACACGGAUUCUGGUUUUGAUUCACAGCGACCGCAUUCUGGGAACACAGAUGCACGUCUCGUGCCAUCCAAUUCAAAUUCCUAUGAAGGAUUUCAUUGCUCUGACGAGCCCACCUCCCCAGAAGACGUCGUCACUCACGAGACAGUGUUAAGGAAGUCAGGUUUUGAUGGCGCGUGUGGCAAGUCUGGACGUGGGAACAGCGCCCCUCGCUCGUCCCCCAACAACUCGGCUGAUCCUCCUACAGGUUUGUGUUGCUGGUGUAAUAAGAUGCCGGGCAUCCAAGACGCUGCGGCUGCUGCAGCUGCUGCAGACUUGACUGGCAGCCUCACUAGGCAGGUUUGUUUGCUGCGCAUGCAGCUGCACGAGGCUGCGCGCGCCCUGCAGCUUGAGAGAGAAGAGCGCUGCGACUUGGGCACAUCUGCUGCUCGCUAUCAGACAGAGGCUGCGGAACUGCGUGCUGAGCUUCAUAACAUCCGUUGCAGCAGACAGGAAGCGAUCCAGCAAGUGGAAUGUGUACGUUCUCAACUGCAGCAGCUGCAGCACCAACAACACCAGCAACUUGUGCAAGAAACCGCUGCUCGUCAGAUGGCUGAGGCCAAACUGGCAGAGCUGCGUGCGGACAUCGAAAGGCUCCAGCAGGAGAACGCGGUGGAGUGGAGUCGUCGGGAGCAGCUGGAGUCCGAGUCCCUGAACUGGGAGCGCAGCAACAAGGCUCUCAAGGCUCAGGUUGAAGAACUACUGGAGCGCCUCAAGCCUCUUGAGCAACUCAAGUCUGGCAGCAACAACGGGCGCUCAGGCAAGAGUGGCGACGCUGUCCAAGACGAAGUGAGCAGCUUGCGUGAACAGCUAUGCGAGCUUAACCUCUACGUUAGUCAGUACAAGAAAGCGCUCUCGUGCAAGACCGUCGAGUGCGAACACAGCGUGCGGCGUUCCGAGCAAUACGAAGCAGAAGUGAAGCGUUUACGGGCGCGGGUCACAAAGCUACGUCAGGACCUGGCCAGCACCCAGGACGAGCUGGACACCGCCCAUAAUGCCGCUCGUCGCCUCACUCGUGCAAGGGACGAGCUUCAGGACACGGUCGACACGCUGCAGCUCAAACUUAACCACAUGCAGUCGCGGCUGCGCUGCACCAGCGCCGCUGUCGUGUCUAGUCGCGCCAGUGCCUUGAAGAAACUCCUGCCUCACUGUGACACUGAUGAUGAUACCAACUGAUCACGUGACGUGCUGUGCUAAAGAACUCCAUUCAUCAGCUGCAAUACUUGUUACAUGGGAUUUUUUUUGCACCUUGCCACCACCAAUCGCACGAAUUUUAGCCAAGUUAAGUUCGAGCUGACACUAAAAUUCAACGUUCAAUCGUUCAUACAUGAUCAAUUAUUGACUUACGACUCCCAAGACCAUGUGUCCCGCAACUCCCGUCCUGUUCAGUCCUGACUUUCAUUGAGAUCCAACGGCAGCAUUGAAUUUCUAUUAGCAGCAGUGCUUUAUAUAAAGUGUGUCAUUGCUAUAUGCAAAUCGGACCAUUGCUGAUAGCAGAUCGUGAACAGUAAGCGGAUAAGUACUGUAAGCAGAUAAUGAACUGUAAACAGAACGUGUACUGAAAGCGGAUGGUUGCUGUAAGCAUAUCAUGUACUAUAUAAAGUAUUUCAUGAUAAGUUUGUAGAUGGAAUUAAGAUUCUUCAAGAACUUGACACUUUGCUAGAAUAUCUCCAUCUAUGUUUGAAGUGCCUGGUAAGGCCCGUUCACACUAGGGGCAACACACGGGCGUCAAGCGCCUCACCGCCCCUCUGUGCAGCGUCUACGUACGCGUCUUGUGGGCAGCGAAGCGAUUGACGAGCUAGCGAUUCACAGGCGCCGUGCCUCAUGCAACACACUCAAGCGAUGCACUCAGUUGACGGCUGUCUCUGGUCUAGCGAGGUGGUCUGUAUACGCUGGUCUUUCACUAUGUCAACUAACGCCACACUUGUUUGGCCUCACUCUCUAGUAGAGAGGCUAAUUGAUCUUUGUAAAGACCAUGAAUGC